This is a messenger RNA of Odobenus rosmarus divergens (Pacific walrus), 2133 nucleotides long. RefSeq names its product ral guanine nucleotide dissociation stimulator-like 3 (gene RGL3). Gene Ontology annotation, molecular function: guanyl-nucleotide exchange factor activity. Bases 1 to 2133 code for a protein of 710 amino acids. Gene Ontology annotation, biological process: Ras protein signal transduction; positive regulation of GTPase activity. The transcript has 19 exons. Gene Ontology annotation, cellular component: plasma membrane. The record is from RefSeq and is a predicted model, not a curated record. Lineage: Eukaryota; Metazoa; Chordata; Mammalia; Carnivora; Odobenidae.
AUGGAUCGGACAGCGGGCAAGGAGCUCGCCCUGGCGCCGCUGCAAGACUGGGGCGAGGAGACCGAGGACGGAGCGGUGUACAGCGUCUCCCUGCGUCGGCAGCUCAGUCAGCGCUUGAGCCCUGGGGCAGGGCCCGGGGGCAGCCAGGCCCCCAGCCCCGCUGCGGAUGCCUUCCUCCAUUACCGCACGAGCAAGGUGCGGGCGCUGAGGGCGGCGAGGCUGGAGCAGCUGGUGCGGGAAUUGGUGUCUGGAGACCACGAGCAGGACCCGGGCUUCGUGCCUGCCUUCCUGGCCACCCACAGGGCCUUUGUGUCCACCGCCCGUGUGCUGGGCCUUCUCCUGCCACCACCACCACCGCCCCUGCCUCCAGGGAUAGAGAUCAGGAAGACAGAGGGAGAAGGUCUGCGUGUCAACAAGAAUUUAAGGGCUGUGGUGUCCGUGCUGGGCUCCUGGCUGCGGGAUCACCCUCAGGAUUUCCGGGAUCCCCCUGCCCACUCGGACCUAGGCAGCGUCCGCACCUUUCUGGGCUGGGCGGCCCCAGCAGGGCCUGAGGCCCAGGAAGCAGAGAAGCUGCUGGGAGAUUUCCUGGAGGAGGCUGAGCAAAAGCAGGAAGAGGAGCCGCCUGAGGCAUGGGCAGGACCUCCUGGAGCUACCCAGACCCCCCGCCCAGACUCCCCGGAAGGCUGCUCAGAAGAGGAAGAAGCACUGGUGCGGGAAGGCCCUGAGCUCCUAGACUUCACUGUAGAUGAAGUGGCCGAACAGCUGACGCUGUUGGACGCGGACCUCUUUUCGCGCGUGCGGCCCUGCGAGUGCCUGGGCUCCGUGUGGUCACAGCGGGACCGUCCAGGGGCCACGAGCGCUGCCCCCACGGUGCGCGCCACCGUGACCCAGUUCAACAUGGUGAUCGGUUGCGUGCUGGGCUCCGUGCUGGGAGAGCAGGGCCUGGCCGCCCCACAGAGGGCGCAGCGGCUGGAGAAGUGGAUCCGCGUCGCCCAGCGCUGCCGGGAACUGCGGAACUUUUCCUCGCUGCGCGCCAUACUGUCCGCCCUACAGUCUAACCCCAUAUACAGGCUCAAGCGCAGCUGGGGCGCCGUCAGCAGGGAACAGUUAUCCACUUUCAGAAAACUUUCGCAGAUUUUCUCCGAUGAGAACAACCACCUCAGUAGUAGAGAGAUUCUUUCCCAGGAGGAGGCCACCAAGGGCCCCCAAGAGGAGGAUACCCUCCCAGGAAGCCUGCCCCCAAAACUGCCCCCGGGCCCUGUCCCCUACCUUGGCACCUUUCUCACGGACCUGGUUAUGCUGGACACAGCCCUGCCGGACAUGCUGGAGGGGGAUCUCAUCAACUUUGAGAAGAGGAGGAAGGAGUGGGAGAUCCUGGCCCACAUCCAGCAGCUGCAGAAGCGAUGUCGAAGCUACUGCUUGAGCCCCCGUGCACCUGUCCUGGCUGCCCUGCGCACCCAGCGCCAGCUCAGCGAGGAGCAGAGCUACCGAGUCUCCCGGGUCAUUGAGCCACCCGCUGCUUCCUGCCCCAGCUCCCCGCGCAUCCGGCGGCGAAUCAGCCUCACCAAGCGCCUCAGUGCAAAGCUGUCCCGAGAGAGGGGCUCAUCCCCUGGUGGGAGUCCUGGGGACCCCUCCUCCCCCACCUCCAGUCUGUCCCCAGGGUCUCCCCCAUCUAGUCCUAGAACCAGAGACCCUCCUCCUGGCAGUCCCCCGGCCUCUCCAGGGUCCCAGGGCCCCAGCACCAAGCUGCCCUUGAGCCCAAACCUGCCGGGCUCCCGGCCCUUGACUUUGCCCCUGAGCAGCUCUCACAUCCCCUUACCGGGGCAGCAGGGAUCGGAGGCUCGAGUCAUCCGCGUCAGCAUUGACAAUGACCACGGGAACCUGUAUCGGAGCAUCUUGCUCACUAGUCAGGACAAGGCCCCCAGCGUGGUGCAGCGAGCCCUGGAAAAGCACAAUGUGGCUCAGCCCUGGGCCCGGGACUACCAGCUCUUCCAAGUCCUUCCUGGGGACAGGGAGCUCCUGAUUCCUGACAACGCCAAUGUCUUCUAUGCAAUGAGUCCAGCCACCCCUGGAGACUUUGUGCUGAGGCGGAAGGAGAGAGCCCAGCACACAACCACAGUCUCCUCAACCUGA